This is a messenger RNA of Notodromas monacha, 815 nucleotides long. Lineage: Eukaryota; Metazoa; Arthropoda; Ostracoda; Podocopida; Cyprididae. The record is from the annotation of a GenBank genome assembly.
GCAGAGCUGCGUUUUUUUUUUAUUGCUGAUUCACGAUGACUUCGGAGCUGGCGGGAGCUGAUCUGGAGACAAUGCCGCCGGUGUCACAGAAGAAGACGCAGGCGUUUGUGAAUCACUAUUUGAUGGAGACCGUGAACUGUUUGAACAGAGUGGCGGAGACGUGUACUCUCAAACUGGACGCCAUUUGUGUGCAAAUGGACAGGAUGGAAACGUCGUUGAGUUUGCUUGAGAAUAAGCUGGCUUCAAUCCCUGGAAUCGACGCCCGAAAUCCAGCGAACCCUGUGGAGAAUGCUGUUGAUAUCAAGAAUCCAGUUGUCACACCGCGAACUGGAUACAUUCAAGAUUUGCGAACUGAAGAAAAACCGCCAAAAGAAGUUGGAGAAGAGGAUGUUCAAGACCAAACGCGGAUUAAGGCGGAAGAAAGUGAAGUGAAACCAACUGUGGACCCACAAUUGAUCAAAUUUCAUAAGAUGCUGCAGUUCGGCGUACCUUUGAUGGCUGUGAAGCAGAAGAUGGCUGCUGAAGGAUUUGAUCCCAACCUUCUUCAGUAUGAUUUUCCGAUUUAUUCUCUAUGAAUCUCUGUCGGUGUUUGGGGGUGCUUGUUUUUUCAGCGGAGAAUGCGUAAGAAAGUGCACAGGAUGUUCUACGAUGUGAUGUCGCACCAGAACGCGGCUGUGAUCUGCUUCCUUUGUCUCUUGGUGCUCGUCAUUUCUGCAUUCCAAUUCGGCGAGGUGUGGGUUGACUGGAGCCGAGGAACGUACGCAUCUGUGUUCAAUCAAUACGAUGACAAUAUUUUGGGGAAAUCCUUUCAAAGC